Messenger RNA from Pieris brassicae (large cabbage white), 1635 nucleotides. RefSeq lists its product as uncharacterized. NCBI's taxonomy places the organism in Eukaryota, Metazoa, Arthropoda, Insecta, Lepidoptera, Pieridae. The transcript is spliced from 6 exons. Gene Ontology annotation, cellular component: membrane. Bases 343 to 1284 code for a protein of 313 amino acids. The record is from RefSeq and is a predicted model, not a curated record. Gene Ontology annotation, molecular function: phosphatidylinositol bisphosphate binding.
GAAAUAUAUAAUACUUUAAGCCGUAACGAUACGUAAAAGCAUCUAAAUUAAUUAUGACAGUAACAAUUCAAAUGAUUCUAAACUGUGUAAAUAUGUUUUCCAAGAUUUUUGUCAAAACCGAAUUCAUAAUUGUGUUUGGAUUUCGAUCAAUGUAAAUGUUUACACUGUAGACAUUUCCGUAUUUGUCGGGGUUCGCUUUUGCUCACACAUUUCGUUUGCUUAUCGUCCUGUUGUAGUGUAUAAAAAUGACCUCCCUCACGUGCCACAAAACUGUACAAAUACAGUAAAGCAUCUAUUUGUUAAUCGGACGUCCUAGGCGUAAGUCGUUACAACAUUAAUAAAAUGGAUUUUAUACCAAAUAAUAAAGUGUUAAAAGUAAAGCCAGACACAUUGGAACACAUACGAGAAGAAAUCAAUUUAGGGAAACCGGGAGAGAUGAAGAAUGCUGUUAAUAUUUUGAAAGAAUGGUUACAACAGCAACCCCAUAUUAAAAAGAAAAAUUUCACUGAUCAUUUCAUAGAGACAACGAUGGUAACAGCAAAGGGAUCUGUAGAAGGUGCAAAGAAGCAAAUUGAUAGAGCAUGUACUAUGAGGACUAUGUUACCACACUUCUUUGGUGUCACCGAUUUUACCAAAGACUUUGCGAAUGUUUUCGAUAUUGGAUCAGCCAUCGUAAUGCCGAAGCUUACAGAAGAACAUUACAGAAUAUUGGUGCUAAAAAGUAAAGGAACUGUCACGAGUUCCGCACAGUUGCUUAACUUUUACAGAUUCGGAAUAUGUCUUGGAGAAUACAUGAAAGCACACGACUACGUUGCAAGUUAUCAAUGCAUUUUUGAUAUACGCUUGGCAAAUGUCUCUGAUAUUAUAAAAAAUUUGAAUCCAAUGGAGUUACGACAAAUUAUUACAAUUAUUGUCGAAUGUUAUGGAUUACGAAUAAAAGGACUUCACAUUGUGUCAAACUCAAAGGUUGUGGAUACUUUGAUUGCAAUUUUAAAAACGCUAUUAAAACCGAAGAUAAUACAGCGGCUACAGCAUCACAAAGAUUGUGACAGUCUAAUACAGCUUUUUGGAAAGGAGUAUUUACCAGAAGAUUUAGGCGGUACUGAGCCAUCUGUAAAAGACUUGAGAGAGACAUGGGGAGAAGUUCUGCGUGCACCAGAUUUUACAGAGUAUAUUCGAGAUAUGGACAAUGCCAAGACUGAUGAAAGCUUCCGUCCGAAAUGUAAAUUUAAUGAGGAAUAUGCGGGAAUGCCUGGAACUUUUAGAGUUUUAAGUUUAGAUUAAACAAAUGUAAUAGUUAUAUAUAUAGUAUAUUUGCACUUCAAAUAUAUUGAUAGUUAAAUUAGCACUAGAUAUGUAAGAUUUUUUUAUAUGUGUUUAUCUUAUUGUAUUUCAUUUUUAUAUCAAAGCAUAAUAUACUGAUUUGGGAUAUUAAAUAUACGACUCGUUAUAGAAAUAAUAUGAUCUUAUGAAUACAUAAGAUAAUGAAAGGCGAUUGAGCAGUACGAUCUUUAGAACUUUGUUCAAAUAACAUAAUUCACUAAUUGAUAUGACUCAUAAUAAAAUCUAAAAUUCCUUUUAAGACAAAUAUGCACGCCAUUAUUUGUGGCAGCUUCCGAUUAUACCACUAUAAUA